AUGAAUUCAUUUUCCUUUUCUUUACAAGAGAUGCCAUCGUCAGUCAUGCCGAGUAGUAUAACAGCGGACGAGUUUGACGGAGUUCUGCAAGACGUGGAGAUUCCUUUGGAUACACUGGUGAGAAAUUUCGAGAGGCGAACUGCAUUGUUCUCGGCUAUCCAGAAUGAUGCUAAGAAAGUCAGUUCCCGUAUUCAAAACCUUCCGAAAAGGGUAGCAGAUCCCAUUAAUUCAACGCGUGAAGUCAUAGCCGCUCGCAAACUCCAAGUUGAUGAUGUGAAGGAAGAAAUUUUCGCACUGGAGAAUCACAAGAACAACGUACUUGACGGUAUUCGGCAAUACACGGCUAAAAUACAGAAACUUCGGGAAAGAGAAAGUCUAAUGAGAAUUGUUAUCGCCGAUCACGAGCAAAAUAUGGCUUUGAU
Molecule: messenger RNA, 422 nt
Organism: Cooperia oncophora
Lineage: Eukaryota; Metazoa; Nematoda; Chromadorea; Rhabditida; Trichostrongylidae
Source: the annotation of a GenBank genome assembly